This is a messenger RNA of Paramormyrops kingsleyae, 1992 nucleotides long. RefSeq names its product lactate dehydrogenase D (gene ldhd). The record is from RefSeq and is a predicted model, not a curated record. Gene Ontology annotation, biological process: lactate catabolic process. Gene Ontology annotation, molecular function: D-lactate dehydrogenase (NAD+) activity; D-lactate dehydrogenase (cytochrome) activity; FAD binding. Lineage: Eukaryota; Metazoa; Chordata; Actinopteri; Osteoglossiformes; Mormyridae. Gene Ontology annotation, cellular component: mitochondrion.
UCGGUUAGCGUUCCCCUAUGGUGAAGCCUAUGUAAUUUUACCCGGAAGUACAUUUUAUGAUAAGAAUGGCAAGGUCGGGCAAAUUUUAACUUUAUUACUUUGUGACUGCACUGUAAAAAUGGUCUUGGCUUAUUUAAGGCGUAUUGGCUCUCUGCAUACAAACCCCGUGUAUCGUUUUGCCCACGAGUACUCUGUAGGUAGGAGAAACUACUCGGCACGGGGCAGCACUCUCGAGCAGGCGGUGGCAGCGUUCCGGAGCGUAGUGGGAGAGGAUGGUGUGUCACUGGGCACUGCAGUCAGAGACCAGCAUGGCAGAGACGAGUCAAUGCACCGUUGUUGUCCUCCAGAUGUUGUGGUUUGGCCCUGUUCUGUUGAGGAGGUCAGCGCCCUGGCCAAAAUCUGCUAUCAGCACCAGCUUCCCAUCAUCCCCUUUGGUACAGGCACCGGUCUUGAGGGAGGAGUCGGAGCAGUAAAGGGAGGCGUGUGCUUCAACCUUGGUAAGAUGGACUGCAUCCUAGACCUUCAUCAGGAAGACUUUGAUGUAACAGUGGAGCCGGGUGUCACUCGCAAAGCCCUCAACGCCUCCCUGCGUGACACUGGCCUUUGGUUUCCCGUCGAUCCAGGUGCAGACGCGUCCCUCUGUGGCAUGGUGGCCACCAGCGCCUCGGGCACCAACGCAGUGCGCUAUGGUACAAUGCGGGAGAACGUGCUGAACCUGGAGGUGGUGUUGGCGGAUGGCACUGUUAUACACACUGCAGGCAGGGGGCGCCGUCCCAGGAAGACAUCGGCAGGAUACAACCUAACCAACCUGUUCGUGGGCUCAGAGGGCACGCUGGGCCUGCUGACCAAGGCCACCCUGAGGCUCUCUGGCAUCCCCGAGGCCGUGGUGUCGGCUGUCUGCUCCUUCCCCUCAGUGCAGGCGGCGGUGGACAGCACUGUGCAGCUCCUGCAGGCCGGCGUUCCCAUCGCGCGCAUUGAGUUCCUAGAUGAUGUCAUGAUGGACGCCUGUAGGUGUUACAGCAGCCUGCCAUACGUCGUGGCUCCCACCCUCUUCCUGGAGUUUCACGGCAGCAAGAGCAGCCUGGAGGAGCAGGUCACCGUCGCAGAGGACAUCACGCGGGGGAACGCAGGCUCGGAUUUCAGCUGGGCGCGGGAUGCGGAGACUCGCGAGCGGCUUUGGAAAGCACGUCACGACGCCUGGUAUGCAGCCCUGGCACUGCGACCUGGGUGUAAGGCAUACAGCACAGAUGUGUGCGUUCCCAUCUCUAACUUACCUCAGGUUGUCGUGGAGACCAAGCGGGAUCUGAUGCAGAACCACCUCACAGGUCCCAUCGCUGGCCAUGUAGGAGACGGAAACUUCCACUGCUUGAUGGUUUUGGAUCCGAAUGACGCAGACGAGGUGCAGAGGGUCCAUCAGUUCACAGAGAGGCUGGCUCGGAGGGCUCUUGCCCUGGAUGGGACGUGUACUGGAGAGCAUGGGAUUGGUUUGGGCAAGAAGGCAUUGUUGUGUGAAGAAGUGGGACCCCAGACCAUCAAGGUCAUGCAUUCCUUGAAGGCCGCCAUGGACCCUGCAAACCUCAUGAACCCUGGGAAGGUGCUGUAAGGGAACGUCGAGUAAACGCACAAUCCAAGCACUGCUAUACCCAGGUUCACCAUUAGGUGGCAGCAUUUGGUUAAAAGCAUCGUCUCAAUGACUUGAGGUCUUUUUUCUGUUGUCGCUUUUUGGUUCAUGGUUGUAAGCACUGUGUGGUGAGUAGUUUUUUAAAUUAUUUAUUUUGAAUUUAUAUGUUGUGUAUUAUUCACUGUGCCUCCUUCUUGAUAGCGUAACCGGCUGUGUAAAUGAUCAGAUUAAGCUAAAGGACAGGGCUGAUCCAUUCAGAUGGUGUUCUGUCCUCCCCUCACCCAGCAUAGCUCUGAGAGAUGGAGGUGCCUGCAUGAGACCUUUUAACCAAAAACACCAACGUUCCCAUUAAUAAACACAAUUUAAAUGAA